GAGUUGUAGAUCUGGGGGUAAUUAACCUUUUAAUAUAGUAAUAAAAUUGACAAUUGGGGAUUUGAGGGAUUAGAAUAAUCCGAUGUAUGAAUUGGAUUUACCUAAGGAUGUUAGAUUCUGGUCACACUUCGUAUUAUUAUCCAAGCGAAUCGCCGUUGACAAAUACUAUUAUGAAGAUGAGUUUAUCAAGUAUUUCUCAUCCCAAGGGACCCAGGAUCCACUCCUAAGUCUCACAAGCUACGUCAGAGUCGUUGGGAUCAGAACUAUUAUUGAAACCUUUUUGUCAGAAUUUACUGGAGAUAAGGUCCAAUUUGUUAAUCUAGGCUCUAGUCUAGACACAGUGUCACUUUAUUUACUCAGUAAAUAUCCAAAUCUCGUCUGUUUUGACCUCGAUCUCGAAAAGGAAAUUAAAACUAAAAUCGACAUUAUCACACAUACCAAAGAGUUGUUGAGUUUGUUCCCCAACUAUAAAGUUGAGAAAUUAGAUUUCUAUUCCAACCGAUACCACGUCUUGGAGUGUGAUUUGAGGGAUGUGAGGAAUUUGGACAAGUUGAAGAGUCAUGGAUUCUCUUAUGAAUUACCAACAGUUUUUCUCAGCGAAUUCGUUCUCACAUACUUAGAAAAUCAUCUUUCCAAUCAAGUGAUAAAGCAUUUUUGUGAUAAUUGUAGGAGUUUCCGUUUAUUUGUUGAUUUGGAAUAUGGGAAACUCACUCCAAUGCACAGUUUAUCCGAUUAUUUCACCAAAGAAUUACAAAUUCAACGGUAUAAGGAGUUGGGCUGGGAUGGUAUAUUUUCCUGUGAUUACAACUUUAUUUAUAACAAUUUUAUCAAUAAACAUGAACGAAAAAGGCUCAGAAGUAUUGAGAAUUUUAAUGAGAUGGAUUCAUUGGGACUAUAUUGUAGUCAACCAUUAAUAAUUGUCGCACACAACAAUUUUAAUCAUUAUUUAAUCAACAAAUUCAAUAAUCUUUUCAAAGAAAAAGAAACCAACACUAAUAAUACUAGAACCAAUAACACCGAGGGUGAUAAUACCGAGGGUGGUAACGAUGAUGAUGAGUUGUUACCAUAUUUGAGUGAUGAGUAUUUGGAAAAGGAUCGUAGUCUUGAUCCGAUUCAUCAAAUGUUCUAUUUCUUCUUCAGAGAUAAUCAACCGUAUUUUAAUCCUUCCUAA
Theileria parva strain Muguga is the source of this 1171-nucleotide messenger RNA. Its product is annotated as Leucine carboxyl methyltransferase family protein. Gene Ontology annotation, biological process: methylation. NCBI's taxonomy places the organism in Eukaryota, Apicomplexa, Aconoidasida, Piroplasmida, Theileriidae. Gene Ontology annotation, molecular function: methyltransferase activity. The transcript is spliced from 8 exons. The record is from RefSeq and is a predicted model, not a curated record. The coding region runs from base 83 to 1171 and encodes 362 amino acids.